AUGUUAAGGAGCCGCUUAUCGAGCUCACAAGGCUCCGGAUCAACCAAGUCAGAGACCAAAAAGACACCUUUACGUCAACAGUCUAUUGCAUCAUUCUUCAGUAAGAAAUCUACAUCGUCAUCGACAGCUCCAAAAAGAACAGCAACAACAUCGCAUACCGUCAUAUCUGCAUCACAACCAAUUAGAAGUGUUUCACAAAAUAGAUCACUUUCCACCACAGGCAGAAAAUUGGCCACACAUAUAUCGAAAAAACCAAGACUUUCCACUCAGGAGGUAAUUAACCUUGAGGAUGAAAAGGAAUCGAGACCUCCUAUUCAUCGAGCUAAAUUGAACCGGUCGAAAAUCAACCCGUCAUCGUCGUCAUCGCUCUUCUCUUCUCAAGGUUCCUUUGAUGAAUGUGACCCGGUUGCUGAGUUACAAAGAUUGAAGACCGUCGAGCAUCUGAAUAGUUAUAAACCUACAUUGUCUCGUGCACCAAGUUUCAAGAGAUCUAGCAGCAAGACUGAAGUGGUAGAAAUAGAAUCGGAUACUAAUGGCGUUACCGCAUUCCACGAAGUAACAAACAUUUCUAGUGGAUCGCGUCAAUUAUCCUUUACUAGUACACAAUUAGACUUUCACAGAGAAGAAUCAGACACCUUCAUCCCUUUACAGUUCUCUCCUAGAAAGACAGCCCGUAUGUUAGCAUUCCAAUCCGAUUUAAAAUUAGCCUCAUCAAAGAAAUUAAAACAUCUUAAUGACAGAGGUGGUUCCACAUCUUCAUCAUCUUCAUCGAAGAAACGUAAUAUAGUACCAUUAAAACUUACAAAAGAACAAGAGACGGUCAUUGACUUAGUUGUCAAUAAGAAGGCUAAUAUUUUUUAUACAGGUUCUGCUGGUACAGGUAAAUCUGUUAUCCUAAACAAUAUCGUUGCCAAAUUAGGUGCGGUAUACGGUCGUGAUGCAAUUGCUGUAACUGCUUCCACUGGUUUAGCUGCUUCUACUGUUGGUGGUGUCACAUUACAUAAAUGGGCCGGAGUUGGUAUUGCUCAAGCGCCUGCUCAAGUUCUUGUUAAUAGAGUUAUGAAACGUAGAGAUAUCCUAAAUGUUUAUAAGAAUACAAAAGUGUUGAUUAUUGAUGAGGUCUCUAUGAUUGAUGGUAUGUUCUUAAGUAAGAUUGAAUAUAUUGCUCGUUCAGUAAGGAAGAGUGAUAGACCAUUCGGUGGGAUUCAAGUAGUCCUAACUGGUGAUUUCUUUCAAUUACCUCCUGUCCAAAAGAGAGAUAAUACCAACGCUAACAAUCAACAAAGUAUAUUUUGUUUUGAGAGUGAAAUGUGGCAACGAUGUAUCCAUAAGACAAUUUUAUUGACAAAAGUAUUUAGACAACAGGAUGAUGAAUUAGUGAAAAUCUUGAAUUGUAUUAGAUUUGGUGAUAUUGAACAAAAUAUGGCACUUACUUUACAAAAUUUAUCGAGACACAUUGAAUAUGAUGAUGGAAUUUUCCCAACAGAACUUUAUUCAACAAGAAGAGAAGUUGAAAUGUCUAAUUCGAGACAAUUAGGAUCAUUGCCUGGAACAGAACAUCGUUACGAGGCACAAGAUAUUGCCACUCCGGAACAACGUAACUUAUUAGAUUCAUCAGUUAUGGCAGAACGUGUCUUGGUAUUAAAAGAAAAUGCUCAAGUAAUGAUGUUAAAGAAUAAACCAGAAGUUGAUUUAGUGAAUGGUUCCCUUGGGAAAGUUUUGUUUUUCACAACUACAAAAUUGAUGUUAAAGAUGAAUCAAAUGUAUAGAGUAAUAGAUGAUGAUACGAUUAUCGAUAUGAGAUUAGUCUCUGAAGUUAUUGGCAACCCUGUAAAACGUAAUUCUGAUAAUUUUAUUAGAGAGGUUCAAGCAAGACCAAUGUCUCGUGCUAACAAUUUAGGUGAAUUACUCAAUAUUGCAAUACACGAGAGAGACCCACAUAGUAUAUACCCAUACGUUAGGUGGUCUAUUGGUAAGAAGAAAUUUUAUCAUGAGUUAGUCAUACCAGAUAAAUUCCCUGUAGAUUUACCAGGUGACAAGACAGGAAUUGAAAGAACACAGCUGCCAAUUAUGUUGUGUUGGGCAUUAUCCAUCCAUAAGGCACAGGGACAAACCAUUCAAAGACUCAAAGUGGACCUGAAGAACAUUUUCGAGGCUGGUCAGGUGUAUGUUGCAUUAUCCAGAGCUGUAUCAAUGGAUAAUUUACAAGUAUUGAACUUCAACGCUAAAAAGAUUCGUUCCAACGAUAAAGUCAAGCAAUUCUAUACUACGUUGGAAACCAUCAAAUAG
Molecule: messenger RNA, 2289 nt
Organism: Maudiozyma saulgeensis
Lineage: Eukaryota; Fungi; Ascomycota; Saccharomycetes; Saccharomycetales; Saccharomycetaceae
Source: the annotation of a GenBank genome assembly